Lithohypha guttulata is the source of this 501-nucleotide messenger RNA. RefSeq lists its product as uncharacterized. Bases 1 to 501 code for a protein of 166 amino acids. The record is from RefSeq and is a predicted model, not a curated record. Lineage: Eukaryota; Fungi; Ascomycota; Eurotiomycetes; Chaetothyriales; Trichomeriaceae. The transcript has 2 exons.
AUGUUCUCAAAGACCUUAAUCAUCGCCUCCGUCGCUACUCUGGCUGUUGCUCAGUCAAGCACAGCAUGUCCUGGACAAAACAUUCUCGACGCCUGCAAAGCCACCAUCCAAGCUCAAGUCAAUAACUGCGCCUACACCGACUACUCCUGCCUGUGCACCGCAUACACAAACAUGGUCGGAUGCUAUGCCAGCUCUGGCUGCUCGAAUGACCUAACCGUCGGCACUGCUCAGCAGCAAAAGGAGCUGAACUGCAAUAACGCUUCCGUCUACGGCAGCACAACCAUCCUUGGUACUGCUACUGCAACAUCCGCUGCUACCACGGCAUCCUCCGCCUCUUCACGUGCAACAUCUGCUGCAUCUGGCUUCGCUUCAGGUACUUCGUCAGCUAGCAGCUCCAGCGCCAGCGCCAGCCAGAGCAGCUCUUCGAAUGAUGCUGGAAGCGUCGGCGCGGCAGGUAGCCUGCUUGCCAUCGUCGCUGCUGGUAUCGCUGCUCUUUUGUAA